Messenger RNA from Trachemys scripta elegans, 6531 nucleotides. It is a transcript of the gene HSPA4L, whose product is annotated as heat shock protein family A (Hsp70) member 4 like. Gene Ontology annotation, biological process: protein folding. NCBI's taxonomy places the organism in Eukaryota, Metazoa, Chordata, Testudines, Emydidae. Gene Ontology annotation, molecular function: ATP-dependent protein folding chaperone; ATP binding. The coding region runs from base 147 to 2732 and encodes 861 amino acids. The transcript is spliced from 20 exons. The record is from RefSeq and is a predicted model, not a curated record. Gene Ontology annotation, cellular component: nucleus; cytosol.
GCGCUUGCGCAGAGGAGAGUAACUGCCGGUUGGUGGCUGCUGCUCCGCAGUGGGGAGCGCGACGGGUAGGGACUGGGAGCCGGUGUCGGCCGCCGAGACCGCUGCAGCGACAGGCCCGCGGGGAGCGGAAGGCACCGGGCGCAGUUAUGUCUGUGGUCGGCAUCGACUUGGGCUUCCUCAACUGCUAUGUCGCGGUGGCGCGGAGCGGCGGCAUCGAGACCAUCGCCAAUGAGUACAGCGACCGCUGCACCCCAGCUUGUAUAUCUCUAGGAUCCAAAACCCGGGCCAUAGGAAAUGCAGCAAAAAGCCAGAUUGUCACAAAUGUAAAGAAUACAUUACAUGGCUUCAAAAAAAUGCAUGGAAGAGCAUUUGAUGAUCCCUACAUACAAGGUGAAAGAGUCAAACUUCCCUAUGAACUUCAGAAGAUGCCAAAUGGGAGUGUAGGUCUGAAGGUGCGAUACCUAGAUGAAGAGAGACCAUUUGCAAUUGAACAGGUUACAGGAAUGCUUUUGGCCAAGCUUAAAGAGACUUCAGAAAGCGCACUAAAAAAACCAGUGGCAGACUGUGUGAUUUCAGUCCCUAGUUUCUUCACUGAUGCUGAGAGAAGGUCUGUAAUAGCAGCUGCGCAGGUUGCAGGUUUAAACUGUCUGAGGCUGAUGAAUGAAACUACAGCAGUUGCACUAGCUUAUGGAAUUUAUAAGCAAGAUCUACCAGCCUUGGAGGAGAAACCAAGAAAUAUAGUCUUUGUAGAUAUGGGCCAUUCUGCAUACCAAGUUUCAGUUUGUGCUUUUAACAAAGGAAAACUGAAGAUCUUGGCUACUGCUUUUGACCCUUUUUUGGGUGGCAGAAACUUUGACGAGGCUUUAGUAGAUUACUUCUGUGGGGAAUUCAGGACAAAAUAUAAACUGAACGUGAAAGAGAAUGCUCGGGCACUGCUGCGCUUGUAUCAGGAAAGUGAAAAACUGAAGAAACUUAUGAGUGCAAACGCUUCUGACCUCCCACUCAACAUUGAGUGCUUCAUGGAUGACCUUGAUGUCUCCAGUAAGAUGAACAGAGCUCAGUUUGAACAGUUAUGUGCUCCUCUCCUAGCUAAAGUGGAACCUCCUCUAAGAACAGUAAUGGAUCAAGCUAAACUACAGCGUGAAGACAUAAGCAGUAUAGAAAUUGUAGGUGGAGCCACUAGAAUCCCAGCAGUGAAGGAACAAAUAACUAGGUUCUUCGGUAAAGAUAUAAGCACUACGCUGAAUGCAGAUGAAGCUGUCGCAAGAGGUUGCGCAUUACAGUGUGCAAUUCUCUCCCCAGCAUUUAAAGUGCGUGAGUUUUCGAUCACCGAUGUUAUUCCUUAUUCAAUAACUCUAAGAUGGAAGUCCUCUUAUGAGGAAGGAACUGGGGAAUGUGAAGUUUUCAGUAAGAACCAUGCUGCUCCAUUUUCAAAAGUUAUUACUUUCCACAAGAAGGAACCUUUUGAUCUGGAAGCAUAUUAUACCCAUCCAAACGAAAUACCUUAUCCUGAACCCAGAAUAGGGCGUUUUGCUAUUCAGAAUGUUGGUCCUCAGUAUGACGGUGACAAUUCCAAAGUAAAGGUUAAAGUACGUGUCAAUGUACAUGGAAUCUUCAGUGUGGCUAAUGCAUCAGUAAUAGAGAAGCAAAAUGUGGAAGGAGAUCACAGUGAUGUACCUAUGGACACAGGAUCAUCAUGUAAGAAUCAAGGCAAAGAUGAUGAGCUGCAAUUCUCUUUCAUAAUUGAGGAUGAUACCCUUGACUCUGAGGAUAAGGAUAAAAUGCAGGUUGACCAAGAGGAAGGUAAUCACAAAAGCCAGGCAGAACAGCCAAGCCAAGCAGAUGAGGAAAGUGAACAACAUGGAGGAACUGAAACAAAGACUGCUUCAGGAGACAAGCCAGAUCAUCUGGCUCAGCCUGUUAAAGCUAAAGCGAAGAUCAAAAGUAUUGAACUACCUAUCCAGGCUAGUCUGUAUAAACAGUUGGGGCAGGACCUUAUCAAUAGCUACAUAGAAAAUGAGGGGAAGAUGAUGAUGCAAGACAAGCUAGAGAAAGAAAGAAAUGAUGCUAAGAAUGCUGUUGAAGAGUAUGUGUAUGAUUUCAGAGACAAGCUGUGUGGUGUCUUCGAAAAAUUCGUCACCGAGGAAGAGUCCAGUAAACUGACCUUAAUGUUGGAAGAUACAGAAAACUGGCUUUAUGAAGAUGGGGAGGACCAACCAAAACAAGUAUAUAUGGACAAACUUCAGGAAUUAAGAAAAUUUGGUCAGCCUAUUCAGGAAAGGUUCAUGGAACAUGAAGAGAGACCAAAAGCUUUAAAUGACCUGGGAAAGAAGGUCCAGCUUCUAAUGAAAGCAGUAGAAGCAUUCAAAAAUAAGGAUGAAAAAUAUGAUCAUCUUGAUCCUGCUGAGAUGGAGAAAGUUGAAAAGUGUAUUAGUGAAGCCAUGAAUUGGUUGAACACCAAAAUGAAUGCCCAGAAUAAAUUAAGUCUGACUCAGGAUCCAGUUGUGAAGGUGGCAGAAAUACUAGCAAAAUCUAAGGAAUUGGAUAGUUUCUGUAACCCUGUUAUUUACAAGCCUAAGCCAAGGAUGGAGCCCCCAAGUGAAGCUCAAACAAAAGCCAAUGGUGAACACAACGGACCAGUGAAUGGACAGAGUGGUGCUGAAACAAAACCAGAUCCAGCAAAGGACAAUGCUCAGCAGACCAAACCAUCUGGAGAAAUGGAAGUGGACUAAAUUUUACAUAUUUCUUUCACUUAAUUAAAAUAGUGCAAGUAACUACAGGGUCCAUUCUUCUUUUAUGUCUGGUACCACUACAGCUGUUCAGUUAUUCUUAGCCAACUUUCUGUCCUUUGUUCUUUGCAGUAGUUUUGAAUGUGUUUUAUAUUGAGUACCCUCCAAUGUUCAUUUCCAUUGAUCCUGCUUAUGUGGAGCUUUAGCCGAAUGUAGAUUGUAAAAGUCAGUUUAAGCUUUCCCAAUAUAUUUUAUAUCAAACAUACAGAAUUGAUAUAUAAAUAGCAACAAUCUACCUUAUUCAAAGCUUUUAUUGUGGAUAAACCUCAGUUCCUUUAAUCAGAAAAGGACACUGUAUUGCACUACUGAUGCUGAAGUGUAGAUUUAAUUGCAUCUUUAUUUUGGAAAAAUAUUGGAAUUGAAGUGGUGUAAAUAUUGCCACUUGAAGCACUGACCUUUUUUCUAGUUAUUGUACUGUUAUUUAAAUAUUAAAAUAGAGGCUAGCUAGUAUACUAGUUCAUCUUGUUGAUGAGAACUGUAAGGUCUUUAUAUUUUUUCAUAUAAAACAUUCAAGCUUAGAAGAGAGAAUUUUCUUAAUUUGAGAAUUAAGAACAAACAAUUAUAAAAUAAUACUGGUAAAUUGGCUUUGUCAUUUGUUCAAAAUAAUAUUCUUGGUUGGCCUCUUCAUACACUUGCACCAAAUGUACCUGUGCUCAUGGUAGACUGAUAGAGUUACAGUAGUACAUAGAAUUUGCAAGGACUAACUAUCUUACACUUUCAAAAGAAACAUUGAUUUUUUUUUUUUUAUUUGCACUUGUUACAUCUGGUUUUAUUGGCUAGAUUUCCCAUCAGUUAAAACCAAUACAUGUUUUCUCAAACAGCACAUCUUUGUACACCAUUACAGAGAAAUAGCUUAAAAAAAACCCCAAAACCCUAAUAUUGUUUCAUAAACUGGCUUUUAGCAUAUUUAAUUCUAAGGUGUGGAUUUAAAUCCUUUACAUUACUGAAAAUUCGAAAUGAAAGCAGAAGGGACUAUUUACACUAUAAUUGGCAAAUGAUCCUUAUGAUGAGGGAUGUUAAUAUGUUAAACAGGCAGUAAGUACACCAAUUAUGUGUGGGGAGCUUAAUCAUUCCUGCCAAAUGUAAGCUGUUGCAGAAGUGUUGAGAAACCAAGGUUUAUUUCAAAUCUAUAUUUGAGUUAAACCUAGAUCAUAUGUAAAUUUUACAUUAUAAAAUCUCCAACUGAUAUUGGACAAGGCUGUAGAUUUUUUACUAUAAUUAAAAAAUGGCAUCACUAUCAAAACACUCAUAAUGAAGACGACUUACAAUGGGCAAUCAUAUGAUUUGCUUUCACACAUUGUCUUGUCAAGCUAACAGGCUAGUGGGGAAAAAUUCUAAUCUUAAACUGUUUCCUAGGUUAGUGUAAAAAAGUGUAAUUUGAAACCGGAGUAAUAUGUUUUGAAUCAGUCUUUGGUGACUCCUUUCCUUAAAUUUUCUUAAGAAAUUCUGACAUGGUUAGAUAGUCACUGGCAUACGCAGUAGUGUUGUAUAGAGUUGGCACUCAAGGAAGUGCAGGUGGUGUAGCACUUUCUAGAAAAACUAUGACAAAAUCCCUACUAGGGACUGAGAUGAGACCAUAAAAUGUUAUCAGCUUGUAGUCAAGCCUAGCUCCAAAUAGUACAUUAAACCAUUUUGCCACCUCAUCCCAUUGUUUUUUAUCACACAUUCCAAAAGUAAGUUGUUCGGUGUCUUUAUUCUGUUUUAAGCUUGUUACUGCUGUGGAUUGACUCUAAGCAAAGAUGUAAACAAAUGUCAGGCUUUUUCAGCUCUUAGUGCAAGUGCUUACAUUCCAUCAGUAUAUUAAUGAAGACUGUACCCUAGACUGUGUAAUAUGACUGCAGUUCUUUCAGAGGAAAGAUGUCUUUUGUAGGAUUUGAUAGUUUAUAUGGUCUUGACAAACUAUAGAACAGAAGACAUACUAUCUUCAACCUAAAAACAAGAUCAAUUACAUAAAUAUGUACUGCCAUAUAAAUCACAGCAAUAAUAAAAAUGUUGAUGUAAUACAAAAGGCUGACACUAACUAGUUAGCCUUUUGUUUUUAGAGACAUGUAGUUUUCUGCAUUAAAGAUGUUAGUGGUGACCAAAAACAAUCUGGGAUCCUGAAUCAUGGUCACUUUUGCCAUUUUUCUCUUUAAGACUUCAUAAAUUCAGACCUUAAUUGCAAAAUCUUUUUCUCUCCCUCCCCCAAUGAAAAAAAUUGACCUUAUUUAAAAUUUUAGCUAUCCUUAUGAAAUAGGAUUUAAAGUAGUUUUUCCACACUUUCUAAUGUUCAGAGUUUUUUCCCCCCUAUAGCUACAGUACACCUGUUAAGUUAACAAAUGUAUGACUACAUCGUUCAGUCUUACAUCCCACUAGUAUCUGGCAUGGCCUAGUAUUCCAAACUGCUUGUAAGCAGGUAUUCAUAAAACGUACACUCAGAUGUAACCCAAUGUCACAAUCAGCUACAAUAUGUUAACUUUUGAAUAUAAUGAAAUUAACUUGGAGGUAUCUGUUAGGAGAGGCUUUGAGACACAGUAGCAAAAUAGAUGCUGUAGAAAUAUUUGCAUGGUUUCCAAAUUGGUUUUAAAAGUUUUUAAAGCAUAAAAGAAAGAGGCACUUAAUAUAUUAAGUAUAAAUGUAAGGACAAUAAAUAUUUGAAGGGUUGUGCAAAAUUAUCUAGAGUAUUCCAAACACUUGUUUACUUACUGGUGUUCUCCCUCAGUCUUUUCUAGCUUAUGAUGGUAAUGGUUUGCAGAAAAUAAGGAUAUUAUCCAAAAGCCUGUCAACUUCUAGAUUUAUUCCAUGAGUAGUAAUUGGGUUACCAGGAGUUAAAGCUUCCCCCUUCUGACAGUCUUGGGUUAAAACCUGUCGUCCAACUUUGAAAGCUUCAAAAAAGUGUACUGAUAUUAAGAGGCCCUGGUCUGAUAUUCUAGCAGGAAAUCUUACCCGAGCACAAAUUUUGAAAGGUCUUCUUUGAGAUUCAUAGAAUAACUGCUAGUAAUAAAAAAGCCACAAUUUUUCAGAAUCAUGUGUGUAUAUAUUGGCACACUUGUCAACCCUGAGAAGAACAAAGGUAUCAUCUUAGGCAAUGUGACACACCAUUAGAAUGAUACACGUGUUUGGGUACACAGUACUAGCAGUAGUGUAUUUAGAAUGUCCUGGCCUUAUGUUUAUGCAAUGAAAGAAGGAGAUGGUUAGAACUUAAAUGCUGGCAUCUUAACCUUGAUAUUUUAGUAGUCCACACAUCUGAGCUGUUUUAGAAGACCCCUUAAGUUUUUUUCCUGCAAGGGAAGAGGCAGAUGCAGCAGUGCCUCUAAGAAUGGCAUGGACUUUCUAGAUCCAGUGGGAGUCUGUUUUAUGGGUAUGGAAAUAGAUGUAUUAAAAAAGUGAACAGAGAGAAGUUUUCAAGAACCAUCUUGAUUAAAGUUUAUUAGCUUAAUUCCAUUCAGUAGCUUAAAAUAGUGAAAAAUAAAACUUUACAUACUGGUAAAUAGAACUACAGAGUGAACAUGGUGGAAGGCAGAAUGUGCGGCUCUUCAGUGGGUUGAUCAAAGAAAUCAAGAGCUUUGGUUUACAGUUUAUUGUGGAGUCAUGAAAACAGCUAAUUGACUGAUCAAAAAAUUUUGUAUUGUACUGGCUUUCUUAAUCUAAUCUAGAUUUGCAUCAGUUUUUGAAAUGCACUAGCAAGAAACUCUGCUUCAUAAUCAAACCUGUCCAUUGGUUCAGUAUGCAGGAAUCUUAUUAUAAAUGGACUGAAAACACA